This is a messenger RNA of Spea bombifrons (plains spadefoot toad), 6372 nucleotides long. It is a transcript of the gene NIN, whose product is annotated as ninein. The record is from RefSeq and is a predicted model, not a curated record. Gene Ontology annotation, molecular function: calcium ion binding. Gene Ontology annotation, biological process: centrosome localization; microtubule anchoring at centrosome; centrosome-templated microtubule nucleation. Gene Ontology annotation, cellular component: centrosome; pericentriolar material; ciliary transition fiber. The coding region runs from base 10 to 5979 and encodes 1989 amino acids. The transcript is spliced from 28 exons. NCBI's taxonomy places the organism in Eukaryota, Metazoa, Chordata, Amphibia, Anura, Pelobatidae.
GGGUAUGGGAUGGAGCAAGAUCAGUAUGAAGCCCAACUCAAGGAGCUCUUUGACAGCUUUGAUUCCACGGGCACCGGGUCUCUGGGACAGGAAGAGCUGACGGACCUCUGUCACACGCUCCAGCUGGAGGAAGUGGCUACUUUUCUACAACAAGCACUCUUUCAAGACAACCCCCUUGGCCGAGUCCACUUUGACCAAUUUAAGGAGGCCCUAAUUGAUGUGUUGUCCAGCAGACUGUCAAACAAAGAAAACUUCCAAGAAACAGAUUGCUCUUCUGAAGCCCAGCCUAAGUACAUCAAAGAUGGCAAGCGGUACGGCAGGAGAUCUGUGCCAGAGCUGCAGGACUCCCUUGAAGAGUUUGAUGAAGAGACUGUAAUUGAAGCUGAGGAUGAUGGCACACGAUCUUCCCAGGUCAGCUCCAGAAAUUGUGAAGAGCUGUGGAAGAACGAAGAAGGAGAAGAGUAUGAAGCCGAAGGCCAGUUACGGUUCUGGAAUCCUGAUGACCUCAGUGCUUCACAGAAUGUCCUAUCUUCAACUCAAGACUGGGUGGAAGAAAAGUUGCAGUUGGUCUGUGAAGACCUUGGGAUUACCCGUGACGGUCACUUGAACCGCAAAAAACUCAUCUCUAUCUGCGAACAGUAUGGCCUCCAGAAUGUAGACAAAGAGGUCCUUGAAGAUGCCUUUCAGAAUCUGGGCCAAGAUGACACAAUGAGCCUUCAAGACUUUUUCUAUGAAGUGUGUAAAAAUACCAAGCCUCUUACCCCAUCAUCCUCUACCCCAUAUCGACAACUAAAGAGACAUUUAUCUAUGCAGCCCUACGACGAGAGUGGAAGGCGAACGAUUACUCCGUCGUCCAUGACUGGGUCUGUAGGGUUCCGUCUGUUUUCGAAGCUUGAUGAUGGUACCGGCUAUGGUUCAGUGGAAGAUGUGAUAGACCUAUGGCAGGAAGACGGCGUGGAGAACAGCCAAGCCAUCCUUAAGGCAUUGGAUUUCAAUUUGGAAGGGAAAAUAAACCUCACAGAGCUCACAAUGACUCUUGAAAAUGAGCUUUUGAUGACCAAAAAUGAAGUGUACCAGGCAGCCUUGACCAGCUUCCGCUCAGAGAUCAGAUACUUGUUAGAACGAGCUGAUCAAGCUGCCAGAGAGAAAGAAAAACUUAGAUCGGAUUUGGAAAGAAAUGAAAGGUUCAAGAACAUGAUGGCUUCAGAGGUGGAUGACCAUCAUGCUGCCAUCGAGCGUCGCAAUGAAUACAACCUUCGUAAACUUGAUGAGGAAUAUAAAGAAAAAACCACGGCGCUGAGAUCUGAACUGCGAAGGGAGAGGGAGCUGAUCUUACAGCAGACCAGUCGCCAAAGAAUGGAACUGGAACACGAGCUGGAAAAAGUGAAAACAGAAGAAAAUAACCUCAGGGAUCGCCUUACAUUGUCUCUAAAAGAAAGCACCCGUUUAGAGAAUGAGUUGUUGGAGACAUCGGAGAAGCUGGUUGAAUAUGAGACUCUGGCAAACAAGCUACAAAGAAGUCUGGAUAACGUACUUAGAGAAAAGUUUGGUGACCUGGAUCCCACCUGCAUAGAGUUUUUCCGCCAAGAAGAGAAGUUGGCCCAGAUGAGAAACGAGUAUGAACGGCAGCGCAGGGAGCUGCAAGAUCAGAUUGAUGAACUUCAGCUGGAGCUUGAGGAGUACAGAUUGCAAGGUGUCAGAAGCUUCAGGUCGUCAUUAAAGAAUUCCUUGUCUUUUGAAAUGGACAGUAAAAAUGUCAUGGAAUCUGACCAAGGUAUUGGCUCUGAUGACUGCCCACCAUUAAACAUGAGCAUCGAAGCAGAAAUGGCUAUUGAGCAGAUGAGGGAGCAACAUCAAAGGGAAGUCGAGCAUCUCAGAGUGGAAUUAGAGUCCAAUGUAACCCGUUAUGAAGAACAGGUGAAAGAACUAAAAUGUUUAUAUGAGAGGGAAAAGGAAAUUGUCCAGCAAAAAUCCAAAGAGGAGGCUGAGAAAACCGAAGCGCAAAUACAUCUCCUUGAAAAGAGGCAGGUGGAACUUGAUGCUGAAAUUGUUACCCUGAAGGAAGCUCAUCAGGUAGCAGAAUCUGAACACAAGCUCCAGAUCCACAACAUGGAAGCAGAAUUUAACAAACAAAGAGCCCAACUGAUAGACCAGCAAGCUGCCAUUCAGCUUCAGCUUGAGGAGACCAAACGUACCUUCCAGAUAGAAAAAGAGGAAUUGAUCCGAAAAGCAGAGGAAGCUGAAAGGGACUUGGAAACAAAAUUGGUUGAGAGGGUCAGAAUGUUAGAGGAAGAGAAGGAACAUUUGGAGCACAGCUAUAAUGAACAAAUAGUAAAACUGCAAGAAAGACAUGACAUUGCACUUAAUGAGCUCACCGUAAAACUGUUGGAACAACAUCAACGUAACCUCCAAGAAGACAGGGGAAAAAUGGAAACUGAGUAUAAUAGAAGAAUAUCUGAAUUGGAAGAUAGAUUUGCUGAGGAAUUUGAACAGUCUACAAGGAAUCAUGGAGAAGCCUUAGUAAAUCUUGAAAAUAGGUUCAAAAGUGACUUCAAAGAGGUUGAAGAUCAGCACACAAAAGAGAAAGCCAAGUGGGAACUAGAAAAGGAAAAAAUCAUUCAAGAGAGUACAAAGGCGUGCAGAAGACUACAGGAAACAUUAGAAAAUGAAAAGGUUAAUGCGUGUGCUGCGCUUUCACAGGAGAAGGAACUUUUGGAGAAGGCCUACAAGGAAAACAUAAAUAAAGUAAUUGCUGAAAAAGAUCAAGUGCAGAGAGAGUUGGAACAACUAAAGUUGUCUUCAGAAAGGGCUAAGGAAGCACUAUCCUCUAAAAUCAUCCAGCUGGAAAAUGAUUUGAAGGAGGAGUUGACAGAGAGAGAUGAACAGUUGAGCCAAACAGAGGGAAAGGUUCAACUGCUACAAAACUCAAUUGAAAAACUAAAACAAGAACAUGCGACAGAGAAAGAACAGUGGAAUUCCAGACUCCGAAAGGUAGAAGCACUGUAUGAAGAUGCUUGUGUUCUUGCAAAAAAUAAGAAAGGGGACAUGCUAAGUGAAAUAUCCACACUCCAAAAUACUAUUUGUGAACUGCAAAAGGAAAUCACUCACUUGUCAAAAAUGCAGGAGAAAUAUAAGUUCUUAGGAAAUGAAAAUUCAGACUUAAAAGUUGUUGCGUCUCAGCUCCAAAACACCUCAGUCCUCCUUGAAGAAGAAAGAAUUGUGCUGAGGAACCUACAAAAUACACAUGAGAAAACUGUCAAAGAAAAUGUCAGAUUGAAUUCCGAAAUCUCUAGAUUACAGGAGAAACUGGGUGUACUAGAGAAUAACCGCAUCGUAAUUGAAGCAGAGGGAAAAGUAGCCUUGGAAGUUCUGGCGGACGGAGAAGGUCAUGGCCAAGUUCACAGUGAUAUCGCUCACCAUUAUGUGGAAGCCUUACAAGAUGUGAAUCGAAGACUUCAGUACAAAAUGGAGGAGCUUGAACAUACAACAGAGGUGUUAAGAGAUCUUGAGAAAUGCUACAAGGACACUAAAAUAGAGAAUGGUCAUCUCAGAACCCAAGUCCUGCUACUUCAGGAAAAUUUAAACCAUUGUACUUUGGAAUACAGCCUUGUAAAAGAAAUCAUAAACUCUGAGGAUUUCGAACUACCUGAGCUUGAAGAAGCUCCUAUCACGAUUCCUGGGUUAAAAAUGCUGUUGGCUGUUGCCAAAAAGGAAAAUAUACAGCUUAAGGAAAAUAUGAAAUCGAUGGAGUUUAAAAAUAAGGAAGCUAUGGAAAACAAUAGAGCCCUUUCCGCUGAUGUCUUGUGGCUGCAAAAAGAGAUACAAAAUAUGGAAGAAAUGGCAGAAGCGUCACUGAAGCUUGAAAAUAUGUAUGAGGACACCAAGAAGGAAAAUAAGGAACUCAACAUGCAAGUUACUCAACUACAGGAGAAGUUACACAAGUUGGAAAGGAAACCAUUAAUAAAGUUAGUGUUUGCAGAUAAAGAAAUUCAAACAGCUGACUCAAAAAGUGACGUAAACCGCUUAGGGCACGGUGCUGAACAUGUUGAAACCCAAUCGCCAACAUCUCAGAAACACCAAGCCAACCUUCAGCUAUGUGAACUGGAAUAUUCUGAACCCAGGACAAAUGAGGUAGAUGAUAAAAGAUACAGUGAACACCAUAUGUCGAAACAAAAACAAGAACCACUGAAACAUUCUGUUCCGAUACGCAAAAAGAUUAGGAAAUUAGAAGACAACCUAGAAGAAGCGAAUAACCUUUCUACCAGUCCCCACAACGUGUUGGUAGAGGAUUGUGCAUUGAAAGCAAGAACUUGUGAAUUGAGUCCGCGAAAUAGGAAUAAUUCUGAAAAGCAGCAUGACGUUGUGCCUGCACUCCAGAACAAGUGCUUUGAAAUGCAGAGGAAAGUUGAUCUCCUGAGAUGCGAGAAUAAGAAAUUGCAAGAAGCAAAUGCUGCGUUAAAAACUGAAAUAACAGCCUUGGAAGAAGAAUGCGAGACCCAUAACCAAAAAGUAACAGAGCUCCAGGAAGCUUAUGAAGAAAUGUGGGUUAACUUGGAGACUGCUCAGAAUGAGAAAACUGCUGUCCAUAAGACUGUGGAAAACUUAACCAAACAGGUGUCAGAGUUGAAAGCAAGGAACCAGCAGUUAGACUCUGAAAAUGCUGAAUUGUAUCUAAAGAACACGAAAAACCAAGUGGACAUUCAGGACAUGAACCGCAGGCUGGUGACCUUCCUGAAGCAGAAGGACCGGAAGGAAUCUGCAAAGGGCUUGGAAGAGUGGCAGAAAGAGCGAUGCAGAUUGAAAGACGAGAUUGAAGUUUAUAGGUCGAAGGUAUCGGAUGCAGAAAAGGAAUUAUCUACCGUUAAGGUGCACAGCCGUUUCUUGGAACAAGAAAACACACUUCUAAAGCAAGAAAUUGAAACCAAACAGCUGUCAAAAUGCUCGGAAAUGGCCGAGCUCAAGAAUGAGAUUUCCGCGUUGUUGAAUAAAAAUGAAAAACUGACAAAGGAGAAAGAAACUCUUAACGAUGAACUGAACAGAUGCGUAGAAAAGUCUGCUAAAGUCAGUUAUCUAGAGGGUCAGAUUGCAAGUUUAAAGCAGGAAGAGAAGUCCUGGGAACAGCAGACUCAGGGACUGAAAGGACAACUCUCCGUCUCGCAUGAAAAGGUCCAGAGUCUGGAGGAAAGCCUGCAAAACGUGAACAUUCAGAUGUCCCGGAUCAAGUCUGAUCUGCGGGUUGCCCAGCAAGAGAAAGAAGCUCUAAAACAGGAAGUGAUGUCAUUGCACAAACAGCUGCAAAACGCCAACGCCAAGAACCAGGUCCUAGAAAUGACUGUGCAGUCUUCAGGCUUACAAAACAAUCAGAAAAAACGCUACUGGGACGACCUAGAACAGCUGAUGGAACAAGAACAGCACAUUUUGAGGCAAGAGAAUGAAAGGCUUCAGAAGGAGGUUCACAAUACAAAGUCUGAAUUAGCCCUGUCCAGAGAAAAGAUUCGGCAAAUGGAAUCAACAUUGCUUUCUUUGAAGCAGCAGAAACAACACAGCCAGUCUAGUAUGGUCAAGAUACUGGAGCGGGAAAAAUCAAGUCUAAGACAAGAGUGUGAUCAUCUACAGAAGGAACUUAUGCUGGCCAACAGAAAGAUCAGCCAAAUGAGCUCGCUUAACCGGGAAAGCAUGAAGAUGGAAAAUGAAGGCUUAAGAAGUAAUUCCGGGAAAUAUGACGAGCAUCUGAUUGAUACCCUGCACUCUGCUUCCAGUGUGAUGGUUAACCACUCUCCGCUCCACCAGCAAGCCUGUGCCGCCGACCCCAAGGACCAGUACUUAUAUCUCCAGCAACAGUUACAGCAGGCAGAUCGGAGAAGCCAGCAACAGCAGGCAACAAGCCGGAGCUCUGAAACAGUCCACCAGCCACAGGCCUUGCUUCCGGAGCAACGAACGCUGCAUGCAGACUCCUACAGACGGAUCGGCCGCCUCUGAAAAGCGACUUCUAUUGAAAGCCUAAAAACUAACCUCCUCUAACAAACUCUACUGGCAUGAGCUGAGAAAUCUCAAACGCUUUGCUUUUUAAUCCUAAACUUUGCAGUAUUACUUCCACGUGUAAUUAUUGGUGUAGAAAUCAUUUUGUGUAAAAUAUGUUAUUUAAAAAACAAAAUAUCUUUUGUUAAAAAAAGAAGUAUUUAUGCUAUUUAUUAAAAACAAAGUUGAUGCAUUUCUCAUCAAAUAUUUUUGUUCCUUUUUUAAUGCUGUAACUUUUUUAACAAAAGAUUGUUUUAUACAAAGCAGUUUUGAUUUUGAAUUUGUCUAUGCUUGUAAGAUACUUUUGAACAGAACUUGAUGGGGUUGGUAAAUAAAAUUCUUUUAAUGAUAACA